Molecule: messenger RNA, 1772 nt
Organism: Scleropages formosus (Asian bonytongue)
Lineage: Eukaryota; Metazoa; Chordata; Actinopteri; Osteoglossiformes; Osteoglossidae
Product: calcium-responsive transactivator-like
Exons: 11
Coding region: 215-1408 (397 amino acids)
Biological process (GO): positive regulation of transcription by RNA polymerase II; positive regulation of dendrite morphogenesis
Cellular component (GO): nucleus
Molecular function (GO): transcription coactivator activity
Source: RefSeq, a predicted model, not a curated record
UCACGCCUGUCACUUUCCAGACCAUUAAACACGUUGGACAUCCAGCGACUGUGCGCAUUUGCAUUUGCAGCCCACCCCCCACCUCCCCCACGCGCCUCCAGUAACGGGAACCGUAAAUCUCCGAAUGGGGGGGGGGGUACUUACCAUAAAACAUAAUCAGGAAUAAGGGAGUGAGGGAGGGAGGCGUUCCAGAGAGCAUCAAAACAUCAACACCAUGUCGGUGGCGUUCGCUUCGUCUCGACCCAGGAGCAAAGGGGAGGUGACCCAGCAGACCAUACAGAAGAUGCUGGAUGAAAAUCAUCACCUGAUACAGUGCAUCAUGGACUAUCAAAGUAAGGGGAAAACUGCAGAAUGCACACAGUAUCAGCAGAUACUGCACAGAAACCUAGUCUACCUGGCCACAAUAGCAGAUUCCAAUCAGAAUAUGCAGUCCUUGCUGCCUGCACCUCCGUCCCAGAACAUGAGCCAGAGUGGCGGGGGCCAAGGCUUACACUCCCAGGGCAACCUGAAUGAGAGCAUAUCCUCCAGCCUGCCAUCGAGCUCUCUCAUGCAGAGCCAGAUGAGCAACGGGCCGAACCACACCCCCAUGCAGACGGCGAGCCAGACAGCUCUGCCCUCCACUUCCAUGAGCCUUCCGGUGAGCAGCCAUGCCUCGGUUGCAGGAUACAGCCACGCUGUGCCGUCUUCGCAGGGUCUGCCCAUGCAGAGCCAGGGCCAGUCCAUGGGCAGCUACAGUUCCCGCGGCAACCUCAACAUGUCCUCCAGCCAAGCUACCAUGAUGCACCAGCAAGCGGCCACCUCCCAUUAUUCCUCUACUCAGACUGGAAGCCAACACUACCAGGGCCCCCAGUCCCUCAGCAUCCUGGGACAAGGUAACCAAGGAAGCAACAUGAUAGCUCAGAGACCAAUGGGAUCAUACCGAACUUCUCAACAAGGAUCUGCUCUGCAGUAUUCGGGACAGGACGAGUUCUACGGGGAGCAGUACGGACACGGCCAGAGCUCCAGCGAGCCCCUGAACCAGCAGUAUUACCCUGACGGACACGGAGAUUAUGCCUAUCAACAGUCAUCGUACAGCGAGCCCGGAUAUGAAAGGACAUUCGAUGAGUCCUCGCAGCACUACUACGAAGGAGGAAACAGUGCGCAGUACAGUCAGCAACAGGCGUCCUACCAACAGGGAUCGGGCCAACAGCAGCCGUUCAGCCAACAGCAGUACCCUACGCAGCAGAACUAUGGUGGUCAGCAGCAGGCCUAUGGCCCAGGGCAGGGCACCUCCUCCCAGUACUCCAGCUACCAGCAGGGUCAGGGACAGCAGUACAGCUCCUACCGUUCAUCGCAGGCUACCCCGAGCGGGCAGACACAGAGGCCAUACACCUAUGAACAGGGCCAGUAUGGAAACUACCAACAGUAAGGUGUCGAGGGCCCUGCAGCUCUUCCGCCAUCAUUUUGCCUCCACCCAUCUUGACAUUUCUGUACUUGUGGAUCCAACCGAUAGUGUGUGAUAGUGCUCAUAACUGGGAAGGUAUGGUAGCUCAAGGUGGAGCCUUCCGCGUCUCGUUUCCCUCCGUUUCCCAGGCCGAGCGAUGCCGAUUGGUUAAGUUAGACUCCCGUAACGCUGGGUCCCCCCUUUUCUCCAUGAGGUUCGCGGUGAUUGGUGGACAUGUCAGGAACACCAUAUGUGCUUUUGGAAUUAUUUAAAGACCGUACUUAAAACACCGCUGGUCUAUUACAGUUAAAAAAAUGAAAAGUGUGCUGCUACCUUGCACUCAAACAGC